Cygnus atratus (black swan) is the source of this 2064-nucleotide messenger RNA. RefSeq names its product ubiquitin specific peptidase 2 (gene USP2). The transcript is spliced from 14 exons. Gene Ontology annotation, molecular function: cysteine-type deubiquitinase activity. The record is from RefSeq and is a predicted model, not a curated record. The coding region runs from base 1 to 2064 and encodes 687 amino acids. Gene Ontology annotation, biological process: protein deubiquitination. Gene Ontology annotation, cellular component: cytoplasm. NCBI's taxonomy places the organism in Eukaryota, Metazoa, Chordata, Aves, Anseriformes, Anatidae.
AUGUCCCAGCUCUCCUCCACGCUGAAGCGGUACGUCGACUCGUCGCGCUAUGCCGAGACCACCUACGGCAAGGUGCCCGGCGGCUACAGCUCCUACACCUCCUACGGCUCCACCCUGACCACGGCCUACGCCGACAGCGACAAAAUCGGCUUCAAAGCCAGCUACCUGCCCUCCCCCCGGUACCACCACGCCGGGCUGUCCCCCACCAGCGGCUACGACAGCGGCCGCCUGCCCCUGUACCCCGACUCCGGCAUCCGCCUGAGCCCCGCUUACAUCCGCACCCAGCCCCGGCCGCCCGGCGUUGGGCUGAGCGGGGGCUCAUGCUACACCUUCACGGGGACCCCCAGCAGCCCCCCGGGCUACCUGCCCACCGCAGCGCCCCUCAGCCGCCGCAAAUCCAUCAGCCACUCGGACCUGGCACAGGAAUUUUCGGGGCUGCGCGCCUCGGAUAGCGCCUACGUGUCCAGCCCCGGUGCCCGGGGCCGCCAGGAGUUCGGCGCCCUGCAGGGUCUGUACCAGGCUGCCGCACACUCCGACUACGUCCGCGAUUACCUGGAGAGCUGCGGGAGGAAGAGCAGCCACUACAGCUUCCCCUGCAGCCCCCCUGGACCCCCCCAGGCUGCCCUCGGCUCUGCCCUGUCCUCCACCGGCACCCGCGGUGCCAGCCAGCCCUGCGAGAGGAGUGACGGCUACGGCGGCACCUCUGCCCCCGACCCCCCGCGGGGGCUGGCCGUCACGGAGCCCUGCUGCUGCUGCCGCCUCUCCACCCAUUUGAUGUCAGAGCUCUGCUCAGGUGCCGUCAGCCCCGAGAGCCGGCACCGGCUCCGGCACCGCAACCGCGCGGCCACGGCGGUGCUCCGAUCACCCGGGAGGGGAGCCAUGAGGGACUCGUACACGGUGACGCUGCCCGAGGAGCCCCCCGCGCUCCCCGACCUUCACAAGGAGCUGCGCCCCCGCGCCUCCAUGCCGGGGUCCCUGCUGGUCUCCACCUUCGUCGGGCUCGUCCUCAACAAGACCAAGAGCUCCAAGGCGGUGCAGGGGCUGACCGGCCUGCGGAACCUGGGCAACACGUGCUUCAUGAACUCCAUCCUGCAGUGCCUGAGCAACACCAGGGAGCUGCGGGAUUACUGCCUGCAGAACCAGUACCUGCGGGACCUCAACAACAACAGCCGCAUGCGCACCGCGCUCAUGGCAGAAUUCGCCAAGCUGAUCCAGCUGCUCUGGACCUCGUCCCCCAACGACAGCGUGAGCCCCUCCGAGUUCAAGACGCAGAUCCAGCGAUACGCCCCCCGCUUCGUCGGCUACAACCAGCAGGACGCGCAGGAGUUCCUGAGGUUCCUCCUCGACGGGCUGCACGGCGAGGUGAACCGCGUGCUGGUGCGGCCGCGGGCCAGCGCCGACACCCUGGACCACCUCCCCGACGACGAGAAGAGCCGCCAGAUGUGGAGGAGGUACCAGGAGCGGGAGGACAGCCGGGUUAGCGACCUCUUCGUCGGGCAGCUGAAGAGUUCCCUGACCUGCAGCGAGUGCGGCUACUGCUCCACAGCCUUCGACCCCUUCUGGGACCUCUCCCUGCCCAUCCCCAAGAAAGGCUACGGCGAGGUGACGCUCAUGGACUGCCUCCGGCUCUUCACCAAAGAGGACGUGCUGGAUGGGGAUGAGAAACCGACGUGCUGUCGCUGCAAAGCCAGGACGAGGUGCACGAAGAAAUUCAGCAUCCAGAAGUUCCCCAAGAUCCUGGUGCUUCACCUGAAGCGCUUCUCGGAGGCCAGGAUACGAGCGAGCAAGCUCACCACCUUCGUCAACUUCCAGCUGAAGGACCUGGACCUCCGGGAAUUCACCUCGCAGAGCUGCAACCACGCCGUUUACAACCUCUACGCCGUCUCCAACCACUCGGGCACCACCAUGGGGGGACACUACACCGCCUACUGCAAGAGCCCCGUCUCCGGCGAGUGGCACAGCUUCAACGACUCGCGCGUCACCCCGAUGUCCUCCAGCCACGUCCGCAGCAGCGACGCCUACCUGCUGUUCUACGAGCUGGCCAGCCCGUCCUCCCGCAUGUAG